This is a messenger RNA of Hirsutella rhossiliensis, 1170 nucleotides long. RefSeq names its product initiation factor 2 subunit family domain-containing protein. The transcript has a single exon. The coding region runs from base 1 to 1170 and encodes 389 amino acids. The record is from RefSeq and is a predicted model, not a curated record. Lineage: Eukaryota; Fungi; Ascomycota; Sordariomycetes; Hypocreales; Ophiocordycipitaceae. Gene Ontology annotation, molecular function: S-methyl-5-thioribose-1-phosphate isomerase activity.
AUGUCGACGCUCCAGGCCGUCAAGUACUCCCGCGGCAGGCUGCAGGUCCUCGACCAGCUCCGCCUCCCGCACGAGUUCCACUAUGACGACGUGGCCACCCGGUCCGAGGCCUUUGAUGCCAUCGCCUCCAUGAGGGUGCGCGGCGCCCCGGCCAUUGCCAUCGUCGCCAGCCUCGGCCUCGCCGUCGAGCUUCACAACGCGCCCGCGCCGGGCAGCUCCGCCCUCGAGGCCAUUGCCCACGUCGACGAGGCCCUCGAUUACCUCAAGACAAGCCGCCCGACCGCCGUCGACCUCACAAACGCAAUCAACCAGCUCAAGGCACGCAUCCGCGCCGGCGCCGACACCAACGAGGCGGUCGUCCAGGCCUUUAUCGACGGGGCAGAGGCCAUCCUGCAGAGGGACCUGCAGACGAACCUGUCCAUUGGCGCCUUUGGCGCAGACUGGCUCCGCGCCCGCGCCGCCGCCUCGCCCACCAGCCCCGUCUCGGUCCUCACCCACUGCAACACCGGCUCGCUCGCCACCUCGGGCCACGGCACUGCCCUGGGCAUCAUACGCACCCUUCACGUGGGCGGGCUGCUGCGGCACGCCUUUUGCACGGAGACGCGCCCCUACAACCAAGGCAGUCGACUGACGGCCUUUGAGCUGACGUACGAGGCCAUCCCCAGCACUCUCAUUACCGAUUCCAUGGCCGCCUCCCUCUUCCGCACCAGGGGGCCUGCCAUGAACAUUGCCGCCGUCAUUGUCGGCGCCGACCGCGUCGUCCGCAACGGAGACACGGCCAACAAAAUAGGCACCUACCAACUCGCCGUGCUGGCCCGACACCACGGAAUUAAGUUCAUGGUCGCCGCGCCGACGACGAGCAUCGACCUCGAGACACAGACUGGCGAGGCCAUCAACAUCGAGGAGCGCAAGGCCUCGGAGCUGACGCAAAUCACGGGCGCCGUUGUCCGGCCCGACGGCACCGUCGACAAGAACACCAAGGUUCACGUCGCCACAGCGGACCAGACCGUCGGUGUUUGGAACCCGGCCUUUGAUGUCACGCCGGCUGGCUUGAUCGAUGUUAUUGUAACUGAAAGGGGGACGGUCGAGAAGGGCGCAGACGGCCGCUUUGAUUUGAGCAAGCUGAUGCCUGAGAGGUGGGCACAAGUGGUGGAAGGGCACUCGUCAUGA